AUGGUUUCAUCUGCAAAUAGUCAACGUCUAUCCAGAGUUUUAGGAUAUGACAAUAUCCGAAUUGUAAAUCCAGAAGGUCAUUGUGGUGGAAUGUGGGUUUGUUGGAAUGAGAAAAACAUUGAUAUUCAAAUUGUAUCUCUACAACAUCGAAUAGCUCAUUUAGUUAUUACUGAUAAAUAUAAGAAAGGUGGAUGCCCUUCAACUUUACGACGUUGCCUCAAAUUACAACGUUUUGCUCAACUAAAUAAUGCGAAUGACAUUCCCCCUAUUGGAUCGGCAUUUUCAUGGAAAAAACACAUGCGAAAUUAUAUCAUAUAUGAACGUUUAGAUAGAUGUCUAGCAAAUGAUACAUGGUUACAAUUAUUCCCUCAUGCGGCAAUUUCAUAUGAAUAUUUCUCGUGUUCAGAUCAUACUCCGGUAUGCUUAUACUUGGAUAACUCCGGACCACCUAAGCUUUCGUCUUUCAGAUUCCAAAAUGCUUGGACUUUAUAUGAAGAGGCUCAAAAGCUAGUUGCCAAAAAUUGGGCUUAUAAACAUUCCGAGUCCAGAUUUUUCUGUAUUUUUCAGAAAUUGUCUCGGCUUAAAACUGACUUAAAAAAUUGGCAUUCUCGUAAGUAUGGGAAUAUACAACAUAAACUUGCAUUAAAUCAAGAUAAAUUGAAAAAUGUAGAAGUACAACUUCAACUUUACCCGGAAAAUCAUCAUAUUGAGCACCAUCUUCAUCGACUUGUCAAACAACGAGAACGACUUCUCUCGUUUGGCCAAAACUUCUGGGGAAAAUAUGCUCGUAAGCAAUGGUUGACACAAGGUGACCGAGGUUCUCGCUUUUUCCAUGAGAAAAUGAAAACUCGAAAAAGACGUUCCCAAAUUUUUAGAUUACAGAAUGAUCUAAACUAA
Messenger RNA from Spinacia oleracea (spinach), 897 nucleotides. RefSeq lists its product as uncharacterized. The transcript is spliced from 2 exons. The record is from RefSeq and is a predicted model, not a curated record. Lineage: Eukaryota; Viridiplantae; Streptophyta; Magnoliopsida; Caryophyllales; Amaranthaceae. The coding region runs from base 1 to 897 and encodes 298 amino acids.